Ricinus communis (castor bean) is the source of this 1741-nucleotide messenger RNA. RefSeq lists its product as uncharacterized. The transcript has 2 exons. Gene Ontology annotation, cellular component: SAGA complex. Gene Ontology annotation, molecular function: transcription coactivator activity. Bases 377 to 1441 code for a protein of 354 amino acids. Lineage: Eukaryota; Viridiplantae; Streptophyta; Magnoliopsida; Malpighiales; Euphorbiaceae. Gene Ontology annotation, biological process: regulation of transcription by RNA polymerase II. The record is from RefSeq and is a predicted model, not a curated record.
AAUAAUCUUAAAAACAUAAUACAUGUAUUUAAAAAUAGGUAAAAAAUUAGACAAUCACUUUAAGGGUCAUUAAUAUAAAAGAAAAAAAUUAAUAAUAAUAAUAAUAAAGAAAGAACUAAAGUACUAAACAGCUUACAUAGUUACACUUAAAACACUUGUCAAAACACACGUGCACAUUGACUAAGAUGACCUAGAAAGAAGGUUCGAAAAAGUUUUUUUAUGUUCCUUUCCUUCCUUCGAUCCUUACUAGCCCUAAUCUCUUUCUGUCCAGAAAAAGCAGUGAUCAAUUACUUGAACGCAAUAGUACAUUGAAAGCCCAAUCAGUAUUCAAUUCCUUUAGUUACUUCUGCAAUUCAGUGGGAGUUCUGAAACUAAAAUGCCAGCAGCUCGGCAUUGUUCCCGGAUAGACACAUUAGAGAUAAAAUUGCAGAUUGAGAGGAAGCUUGGGCAUCUAAAAGCACAGAAGUACUUUGAUCUCCUCACAAAGUUUUUGAGUCUUAAGAUUAGCAAAUGUGACUUUGAUAGACUCUGCAUUGGUACAAUAGGAAAGGAAAAUGUUCGUCUUCAUAAUCAUCUCCUCAGAUCAAUUAUAAAAAAUGCGCAUCUUUCUAAGAUGCCUCCGCCAAAGGAGGCUAAAGCUGAAGAUGCUUUAGGUGUGAAAACACCUAAUGGCUAUCAAAAAGGUUGUCUUCAGUCCUUAUGUAAAGAUUUUCUCCAAUCCCCUCGUAAAGGGAGGUCAAUUCUUAGUGAACGAAAAUUUAGGGAUCGCCCUAGUCCACUUCGCCCUCAUGGAAAGAGUCAUAAUUUUGGAUUUGAUGAUUCAAUGCCAAAAAAUCAAGAACAACAGAGUGCUACUGAGUUGCUUUCUUUGGGCAGCAGACCACCAGGCUCGGUUGAAGAUGGAGAAGAAGUCGAUCAGGCUGCUGGAAGCCCUAGCAUUUAUAGUAGGAGCCCUGUAAGAGCUCCUCUUGGAAUCCCCUUUAACACUAAAGGAGCACGGAAAGUACUGUGUAAUCCCUUGGCAUCUUGUUAUCAUAUGGAUACAUGUCAUAAUAGUGGUGAAUUACCUGAUACUAAACUUUUAAGAAAAAGAUUGCAGCAGAAAUUGGAGAUGGAGGGAGUAAAAGUCUCAGUUGAUUGUGCUAAUUUAUUAAAUAGUGGCCUGGAUGUUUUCUUGAAGAGAUUGAUAAAGCCGUGUAUGGAUUUAGCUGGUUCAAAAUUUGGACAGAAACAGACAACGCAAGGACAUGCUCGUGCCAUACCUCGUUUGAGUGGGAUGCAGCCUGUGGGAUAUUUACAAAAACCAAGUGGGUUCAUUUCAGCAUCUAUGCUAGAUUUUCGGCUAGCAAUGGAACUAAACCCCCAGAUACUUGGAGAGAACUGGUCAAUGCAGCUUGAGAAGGUUCUCUUUCGUGCAUCAGAAAAUGAACUACAAUAUUAGUGCAAGACCCAGUGGAAUGUAAAGGUUUAGGUUUUAAGGGUUUGUGAGUUAAUACUGUUACAGGAUCCACUCUAAUGAGGAUGUCCAUCGCUGUCUAUUGAUAACUUUGAAGUACAUAAAUAGGAAAAGUCAUGCAAAGUUUUGAAUUAAGUUGAUUAGAUUGUAUAUAGGCCUUUGCCAUUUGACUAAUUAUUUCUAGGGUGUGACAUGAUAGGGUAUAAAAUAUUGACAUGUAAGAAUCGAGCUAUCCCAAAUUGGUAAGUUUUCUCCUUCAAUUGAUACUACAGAUUGUUUGUUCAA